AUGGGUAGGACGGUCUGCAAUACUUGUCAGCGCAGCUUUGGGUCCCAGCACGGUUUGAACAGCCAUAUCAACGACGUUCACACGUUUCCUUGCAAAUAUUGCCCAAAGGUAUUCCAGGCGCAGGCGUCGCGCAGCCAACAUGUGGAUGAUGUCCAUACCUGGUACUGCGAUUCCUGUCCUCGGUCAUUCCGGAGCGAACAAUCAAGAGACCAGCAUUUCGAUGACGUCCACUCCGUAAAUCGCGAAGUCGACUAUGGCGCCGGGCGCGGACAGAAAUUGCCGCCCGCUGCCCAGGGUUCUAUCGCCCAAGACGAGACGUAUGGCCAUCCUCCUACGGAAGAUAUUUCGCAAAUUGUUUUUGCAAACCACUCUAAUAAGCUUGCUUGCUCUUCGUACGACGGCGAGAUCCGUGUUUACAACGAGAGCACACAGCUCAUUUAUAAGACCAAACUACAAUUUGGUGCUGCGCUGGGAUGCGCCUGGAGCACAGAUGACUCGUCCAUUUUUGGCUUCAGUGCCUUGGGCACGGUGGAACGGGUCACUGGAGGAACAUGUACACAAAUCAUUGGGCGACAUGCUGAUGCUGUCCUGACGGGCAAAGCGUUUGUAUCUGCCAACCUGACGAUAUUAGCUACUGGCUCGCUUGAUAAGACGAUAAAGUAUUGGGACAUUGCAAACAUCCAGCCCCCCGGUGCGCAGCUCUUGAACGGACUGGUGCUUCCGGAGAAAGCAUAUGCAAUGGACGUGAAACAUAAGCUGCUAGCUGUGGCUAUGUCCAAUCGGAAAGUUGCAGUCGUCCACCUUGAUAUGCCUGCCGCGAUCGCCAAAAUAUUUGAGCUUGAAGUGUUUCAGCUUUGCUCGAUUGUCUGCUUUCCGGAUUGUUCUGGCUUUGUUGUUGUUCCCAUGUUCGUGCCUUCUCACCAAACUCAUUUAACACGACCGCACCUUAGACGACUGGGAGAUAAGACAUUCUCGUUUGAAUGCCAUCGAGUCUACCCCAAAACGAUGGAUGGUCCAGCGCUGGCGUUUCCAGUACGUGCGAUCGCCAUUCACCCCGAUCGACACACGCUGGCGACGGCCGCAUCGGACGGGAGAUUUAUUUUUUGGAACAAAGACACCGGCCACCAGCCCCGGGAAUUCCCCAGUGUUGGGUAUAGCAUUGUAUCUGCUUCUUUUAGUCCCGACGGCAUGUAUUUUGCCUAUGCGAUGAGCUACGACUGGUCUUGGGGGCCGGAGGGGAAGCCUACCGUGGCGGUUGCUGCGAUUAAAAGACAUAAGGUUAGUGAUGACGAUACAAAACCAGGGUUGAUCGGCUGGCGUUCGUCAUAA
This is a messenger RNA of Ophidiomyces ophidiicola, 1329 nucleotides long. Its product is annotated as RNA export factor gle2. Bases 1 to 1329 code for a protein of 442 amino acids. The record is from RefSeq and is a predicted model, not a curated record. The transcript has 3 exons. Gene Ontology annotation, molecular function: ubiquitin binding. NCBI's taxonomy places the organism in Eukaryota, Fungi, Ascomycota, Eurotiomycetes, Onygenales, Onygenaceae.